AUGGAAAUUCAUAUGUCAAUUUUAUGGCAAAUGACUCUAGUUUUACCAUUCACAGCGAUUUGUGCAAAUGGAAUAGCAUAUGAUUUUCCUAGAUUAAUGUUUCUUCUGUUAGUAUAUUCGAUAAUUGUAACAGCCUAUUCUAUAUUUGAUCUUUUUGAAUAUCGUAUGGAAGCAGUGACUUCAGAAGAAGAAAAACUGAUGAAAAUGGCUCUACUCUACUUUAAAUACUUCUGUUACUUCAUCUUUAUUAUUACAGCAAUUUUAGGAAUGUUACAUUUAGAUUCAAACACAAACGAUUGGCAGUACAAGCAAAAAGUUGAAAAUGUAUGUAUGAUGAAUUUUUAAAAAUAUAACUAAAAAUAUAUGUUUUUUCUAGAAAUUUGGAACAAUGCCAAUUUAUGUUUGGUGCGAUAAUUGUAUUUUCGCAAUCGCUGAUUCUUUAAUAGUUAUAAUUUUCUAUGGUUCUAGUGUUUGCUCUGUUCUUUUAUCUAUGGAAUAUGCUUUUUUCACUAUUAUUAUCUCAAUGGUUGGACUGAAUAAAAUGAAAAAAUCAAUGUCUUCGAAAACAUUAGCAAUGCAAAGGAAUUUUCUAAUUAGCCUAUUUCUCAUGGUAUGUCAAUUUGAAUGUUUCUAGAAACUAGGAGAUUUGUUUCCGAAUUGCCACGUGCACAGCCCACGUCAGUUGUACUCAUUUUCUGAAUAAUGUCUACUUAUAUGAUAAUAUUCAUACAUUCAGAGUGCCGUUCAUCUUGCAUUCAUCGCAGUACCCAGCGGGAUUUACCUAACAACAUUUUUCGUUACAUAUCCAAUUGAAUAUAUGCGUGAGAAUCGUUUUUCUUGAUUAACAUUAAAUCAAAUUUAAAAUACAUAAUUUCAGCAUUAAGUUAUCUUUGUGUCGCUCUAGUUACCCAGCACGGUUCUGGCUCAACAUUCAUUCUUCUUACGACAAAUAACUCUUUGCGAAAAGUUGCUGUGGAAAUCGGUAAUGUUUAUGUUUUCUGA
Molecule: messenger RNA, 1002 nt
Organism: Caenorhabditis angaria
Lineage: Eukaryota; Metazoa; Nematoda; Chromadorea; Rhabditida; Rhabditidae
Source: the annotation of a GenBank genome assembly